Messenger RNA from Drosophila rhopaloa, 3285 nucleotides. RefSeq lists its product as uncharacterized. Lineage: Eukaryota; Metazoa; Arthropoda; Insecta; Diptera; Drosophilidae. The coding region runs from base 1 to 3285 and encodes 1094 amino acids. The transcript has 9 exons. Gene Ontology annotation, molecular function: nucleic acid binding. The record is from RefSeq and is a predicted model, not a curated record.
AUGGCUGACGGUGAAGCUAAAACUGCCUUGACAAAGUUUGUGGCUGUGACCGAUAGGGUCAGUCAGUUCGAAGCCAGGGUCAACAUCCCAACAGACCCACCUCCGUCUGUUCACACUAACAAGGUCAGACUUCAGCAGAUACAAGCUCUUUGGGACAAGGUAGAGAAAGAGUACGAGACGUGCUCUGAGGAUCUUUCCUUAGUAAAUAGUACAGACACAAUGGAAGUCUUUGAAAGAUGCGCUGCAACACUAAACGAAACGAUUGAAAGAGCUAGCGUUCAACCAAUUCAUGAACCGCCCACACCGGUGCCUCUGCCUAAGUGUGGCAAUUCCCUUAAGCACCUGAAGAGCACUGUCCAAGGCUGUUUGACAGCCCUGAAAAUAGCAAAAGUAGACAUAACAAACUGGGACUAUCUUCUCGUCUUCCUGUGCUCCUCAAAGCUGACGAAGCUGACGUUGGCUCUGUGGGAACAGUCCCUCCUCAACCCAUCCGAGAUUCCAGGCGAAGCGUCUGCAUAUGUGCUACCGCAUUUAGCCGGAAAUCUUCCAUCCUAUACGAUACCCGAAGGGUCGUUGAGGGACCUUCCUCCCAUCCAAUUAGCAGAUCCGAAUUUCUACCAGAGUUCAAAAAUUGACGUGCUCAUAGGCGCCGAUAUCCUUCCGUCGAUCAUUUUAGGCGGCUUCCAUUCAAAUGUUUUCGGAACACUCCUUGGCCAAGAGACCAUAUUCGGGUGGAUUAUUUGCGGCCCAAUUGCGAAGAAUCCCACUAACAGAAUAUCUUCCUUCUCAGCACGGUUGUCUGUCACCGAAUCUCAACUAGACGGUAUCGUCACCAAGUUCUUGGAGGUAGAGGAUGUUCCAGUGAAGCCGGGUAAGGAAUCCAGCUCGGUGUGUGAAAAUAAUUUCCAGCAAACCACCACAAGGGGUAAAGAAGGAUGGAAUGAAGUACGGCUGAAUAAAAACGCUCCUUUGAGAGAGCAGUAUAACUCAGUUAUUCAGGAAUAUUUAGAUUUGGGUCAUAUGCACAAAGUCUCUCCAAAUGACGACUCCAGCAAUUUUUACUUGCCACACCACGCGGUUUUCAAGCCAGACAGUACCACCACAAAGGUUCGCGUGGUGUUUAACGCCUCCAAUAAAUCGUCAAACGGAUCCUCAAAUGGCGUUUUUAAAUACGUCUUCAAUGCUGACAUCACUAAGAUGUAUCGGCAGAUUCUCGUCCAUUCCGAUCAUACACGUUUCCAAAGAAUCCUGUUCCGCGAUAAAGAGGGAAAACUCUGUGAUUAUGAGCUGAACACUGUCACUUUCGGCGUUAACUGUGCCACUUUUUUGCCAUACGCGUGCUUCAACAACUGGUUCACGAUAUUUAUGUAUGUCGAUGAUGUUUUAGCCGGCACCCACACGCAGCAGUCCGCUGUUUCAGCCAUCAAAGAGCUCCGCGGUGCCCUAGAGAGCGCGGGCUUUCCACUGCGCAAGUGGACCUCAAACGAGAAGAAACUUUUACAGGGCAUUCCAAAGGAACACUUGAUUAGGGCCGACUUUCUGGAGUUGGAAGACGCCAGUAUUUCAAAAACUCUGGGAAUCCGUUGGCAUGCGACAUCGGACAGUUUCCUCUUCCUGCCGAUGGAUAUUUCUCUCCAAACAACCUACACCAAACGAGAGGUUUUAUCCCAGAUAGCCAAACUGUUUGACCCAGCAGGAUGGUUAUCGCCAUUUAUUGUUCGGGAAAAAAAGCUCUUGCAAGAAAUUUGGUUGCGGGAGUUAAGCUGGGACCAGCCCCUUCCGACUGAUCUUGUCACAAAGUGGCGUAAUUUUCUUGAGGGGUAUCAGACUUUGAAAGAAGUUCGCAUCCCAAGAUGGGUUAGAUUUCAUCCAGCAGCAAAACUGCAGUUCCACGGGUUUUGCGAUGCAUUGCAGAGCGCCUAUGGUGCUGCCAUCUUUGUUCGCGUCGAAACGACUGAUGGCUGCUUCACCCACUUGCUUUUGUCCAAAACCCGAGUUGCUCCAGUAAAGUCCCUUUCUAUACCGCGAUUAGAGCUGUGCGGUGCGGUGCUUCUCUCCGAACUCGCCGCAGCAGUUCUCUCCGAAAUGACUCCUACUCAGGGCGUCUCAGUCCAUGAGCUCAAGGACAGCAACCUCUGGUGGCAUGGACCUGAGUGGCUGCGUCACAACCAGGAGCAGUGGCCACUCAAUUCGUCGGUCCCGCUCGAAAUCGAGCUCGAAAAGCGCCCAAUAAGGUGUAACGUCGCCACAGCGCCCCCGAAAAAUGACAUUCUGGAGCGUUUUUCGGCAUUCGAGAGGGCUUUACGCGUUCUCGCUUACGUAUUCUGGUUUGCAAGAAUGUGUCGCAAGCAAAACGUAAACAUUAAGGCAGAACUCACUGCCGCAGAGUUGUCUGAUGUCCAAGAGAGGCUGAUUGUGCUCACCCAACUCAAUGAGUAUCCAAUAGAAUACAAGGCCUUAGGCAAAAAGCAACAUAUUCCAGUCUCCAGCACGAUCUCCAAUCUAAACCCCUUUAUCGACAGCCACGGUGUCUUAAGAGCCAGCGGUCGUCUACGAGCAUCUGAGAUGCUAAGCUAUGAUGAGAAACAUCCAAGCAUCAUUCCGGCAAGGUGCACUUUUGCCAAACUUUUGGCCCUCUUUACCCAUCGCAUAUCCUUGCACGGGGAUAUAUGGAUAAAGCUGAGAAAUCUUGUAAAAGACACCAUUCAUUCCUGUCGAGUGUGCACCAUUCACAGACAGAAGCUGCAAACUCAGCUGAUGGGAGACUUGCCCUGCGCAAGAUCUACAUUUUCCAGGGCUUUUACCCACACGGGCGUUGACUUUGCGGGUCCAUUUGAUAUAAAAAACUAUGUCGCCUUCUCGCGUUUCUCCGCACGACGUGGCUGUCCGCACCACAUAUACUCUGACAACGGGAAAACGUUUGUUGGAGCCUCCACGUCCUUAUCCAAGGAUUUCAUUGAAGCUACGAGGUCUUUGAUCCUGUCCAAGUACAGUCUUCAAAAUGUGACCUGGCACUUCAACCCUCCUGGCGCGCCUCAUAUGGGAGCGCUAUGGGAGGCCGGUGUCAAAAGCUUUAAGACACACUUCUACAAGCAAACAGCUGGCGGGAAGUACAGCUUUGAAGAGUUAAUUGUUCACGAUGGCGCCAACUACAAUCCAGCACGCUCGGCCACGCGCAACCAACGGGUACAGGUGCCGAGUUUGCCGAGGGGUGCACGCGCUGAGGAAAUGCCAACGGUUCCUUCGGCUCCCGGCGGUGAAGCGGCUCCGCGCGGUCCUCAUUAA